AUUAUAAUCCUCUUUCCAUUAUUUUUAAAAAAGGAAAAGGGUAAAGUAGUAAUUAACUAUUAUCUCCUUUUUCUCUCUCAAUCGGAAACCCUCGUUAGGCUCGAGUAUAAAUACCGUUGUUACGUCCUCGUGGUAACCCCCUCGUCGCUGCGUCUCUCUCCCGCAACCUUACAGAUUCGUUUUGAUUCCCAUCGAUCGGAGAGAGAGAGAAUAAUUCAAUAAGCGACCAUGUUGGUGUACACUGAUCUUCUCACCGGUGAUGAGCUUCUCUCUGACUCUUUCCCGUACAAGGAGAUUGAGAAUGGUAUUCUUUGGGAAGUUGAAGGAAAGUGGACUACUAAGGGAUGUGUAGAGGUUAACAUUGGUGCCAACCCAUCUGCUGAGGAAGGCGGUGAGGACGAGGGUGUUGACGACUCUGUUGAAAAGGUUGUUGACAUUGUCGACACCUUCAGGCUUCAGGAGCAGCCCACUUACGACAAGAAGGGUUUCAUCGCCUAUAUCAAGAAGUACAUCAAGCUUUUGACUCCCAAGCUCACCCCGGAACAGCAAGAAGAGUUCAAGAAGGGUAUUGAGGGAGCUACCAAGUACUUGCUCCCAAAGCUCAAGGACUUCCAAUUCUUUGUUGGGGAGGGGAUGCACGAUGACAGCACUAUCGUCUUUGCUUACUACAAGGAAGGUGCUACGAACCCAACAUUUUUGUACUUCGGACAUGGUUUGAAGGAGGUCAAGUGCUGAGUGAAGAAGCUCUUCGGGGUUACUGUGGUCGGUCGCAGCGACUCUAUGUUCCUUUAUAUUGUUGUGUGUUUCGUCUUCUCUUACUAAAAUUACCAUCAGCAGUUUUCUUUUCUUUCUACUUCUCGUCUCUGUUGCAAGAUUCUUAAGUUAUUAAUCCGAAAACAAUGGUUUGUUAGUUGAAUUUUGGUUCGUCAUUUACUUUUGUUUUCUUUGA
This is a messenger RNA of Brassica rapa (field mustard), 949 nucleotides long. Its product is annotated as translationally-controlled tumor protein homolog. The record is from RefSeq and is a predicted model, not a curated record. NCBI's taxonomy places the organism in Eukaryota, Viridiplantae, Streptophyta, Magnoliopsida, Brassicales, Brassicaceae. Gene Ontology annotation, cellular component: cytoplasm. Gene Ontology annotation, molecular function: calcium ion binding.